Molecule: messenger RNA, 2472 nt
Organism: Anopheles arabiensis
Lineage: Eukaryota; Metazoa; Arthropoda; Insecta; Diptera; Culicidae
Gene: Wdr24
Product: GATOR complex protein WDR24
Exons: 2
Coding region: 31-2442 (803 amino acids)
Biological process (GO): positive regulation of TOR signaling
Molecular function (GO): protein binding
Source: RefSeq, a predicted model, not a curated record
UAUAAAUAGUUUCAUGUGUGUAGCACAAAAAUGGGGGAUGUUAAAACAUGUUCCAUUCGCAUAUGCCAAGACGGACACGCCAAUGCUUUGGCGUUGAACAGAGAAUGCACUCAAAUCGCCGUAGCAGGCCGUAGCUUACUAAAGGUGUUCUCGAUCGAAAACGAUGGAUUCACGGAGGUAUGUAAUAUGCGUGGCGGGAAGAACCAAAAUCUAAGCUACUCCUCUAACGAUGUGGCAUGGAGUGCGCUGGAUUCAAACAUACUCGCAACCGCGGCAACGAACGGUGUCGUAUCGGUGUGGGACUUGUCGCGUUUCGGUCGCCAAAAGCAGCUGCUAGUGUACAAUGAGCACGAGCGUACGGCGCACUCGGUGGCUUUCCACGGAACGGAAGCAAAUCUUUUGAUAUCCGGAUCGCAAGAUGGCACCAUCAAGUGUUUCGAUCUGCGCACGGACAAAUCGGCCAUAAACACGUACUUCAGCAAUUCGGAAAGCGUGCGGGAUGUAAAGUUCAGUCCACAUGCGCCCAACACGUUUGCUGCUGUGUCCGAGAACGGCACGGUACAGCUGUGGGACAUCCGCCGGAAUGACCGAUGUACGGCCCAGUUUACGGCGCACAGUGGGCCAAUCUACACCUGCGAUUGGCAUCCGAAUCAGUCCUGGCUGGCGACGGGAAGCCGCGAUAAGCAGAUCAAAGUUUGGAACACGAACCCCAAGAACUCAUCGCACGAAAGUGCGAAAAACGUUUCCCUCGAGUACACUAUACAUACGAUCGCGGUGGUUGGCAGGAUACGAUGGCGUCCGGACAAGAUGUUUCACAUUGCAAGCUGUGCGCUGGUGGUCGACAACAGCAUCUACAUCUGGGACCUUCGCCGACCGUACAUUCCGUAUGCUUCGUUUAACGAGCAUUCGAAUGUUACCACAGGCAUAGCGUUCAAGGGUAACGAUCGGCACGUGCUACUGUCCACCAGCAAGGACUCGACGAUAUUUAAGCACGUAUUCAAGGACGCGGCACGGCCGGCAAUGAAGGCUAAUCCGCAAGGUGCCAACUUUAACUACAAGGGCGAUUUGCUGUACGCGUACGAGAUGAAGCUUAUUCCGCCGCCACCGCCCUCCAGCUUGCUUAGCCAGGGAACGGCCCUGUUGGGUUCGCGUCAAAAAACGCCUCCGUCGGCGGAACAGUUCCAUCUGGCCAAAUCGAAUCUGUCCAACUUUUCGACCAAAACUAUCAACGUGAAUGCGAAGGACGUGACCAAAACAUCGCUCCUAAAGGACUACCUCGCACUGAAGGGAUGCGCCAAAGAGUACAUUCUGACCGGUGCGUCUCUGGCGGAGAUUUGUAGCCACAAUGCGGCAGUUGCGAAAAAGUAUGGCAAAUCGAAUGUUAGCUUUCUGUGGAAUUUUAUUAGCCAACUGUACGCGUACAGUUCCAUCGCCAACAUGAAGCUGGAGCAACGCAAUUCGAACGCAAUAGCUCAUGGCAGCGGUCGUCUGAUGGCGCAAAACUCCAACCAAUCGAGCACGGGACGCAGCGAAGAUCGUGCGAUGGGUAGCGGCCCCAGCACUGGCCCGGCAAAUGUCGCAAAUAACAGCAGCACUGACGAUUUUCUCGAGUUUGCAAACAGUAAAACCGCCCACGAAACACACGGCUUGGGGCAGCUGCUAUCGGUGGACAUUGAACCGGACAAGUGCGAUUUCGUGUUCGGCGAGACGGAGCUAACGUUCGAUUCGGUCGACUGUAUAAAAGGCUUUCGGGAUGGAUUUCUUUACACCGGUCCGCACGACCUGGUGAAAGACUACACCUUCCCAUCGUCGAAUCUAAUGAACGCGCACGAGUUGCAUCAAACGCAGCCUCGCAAGCAUCUGAUGGCUGAAAAAUCGCUCGAAACUUCACCACCACCGAAUACGGCGCCGACCUUCCUAAAAAUCUCCGACCACAACCCAUCCCCGCCGAUCUGGGAACCGCACCAGGUGCUGGCUGACUGUUUGACGUUGCAGACGGAAAUUGGUGACGUGCAGACAUCGUCCUGCAUUCUAAUGGCACUCGGGGAGCGCAGACAUAGCUUGCAGAUAGACGAGAGCUUCCAGGAGAACUGGCUGCUGUCGUACAUCGAGCUGCUUCACCGGCAUCAGCUCUGGAACGAGGCAUCGCAGGUGAUCAACAUCAGCUGGAUCCGAUCGGUAUCGGAGAUGAACCAGCAGUCGACGACCAUGUACACGAGCUGUGGCCAAUGUUCGAAGCAACUGGUUGGAUCGGUGGGAUGGUAUUGCGCACGCUGUAAGUCUACUCAAAGCUCGAAGUGCAGCGUUUGCAAUGGGGUCGUUCGCGGCCUGUACGCCUGGUGCCAGGGAUGCUCGCAUGGAGGCCAUCUGGAGCAUAUGAAGCAUUGGUUUGCAAACAACUCCAAGUGUCCGCGGUGUGGACAUUUGUGUGAGUACGAAUAGGCGAACCUGCGAAACAAGAACUGCGACUGU